AUGUUUAUUAAAGUAUUAUUACAACCAAUAUAUGUAUUAACUUCAUUAUUAUAUCAUACAACAAAACAAUUUAUAUUAUUUAUUGAUAAUAAUAUGUCAAUAUCAACAAUUUCAAAAACAAAUUCAAAAAACCACCAAAAUGAUGUUAAUUCUUCUUCAAAUUUUUUAAAUAAAAAAUUAUCAUCUGAAACUUUGUUAUUUCAAAGAAAAGAUUUAAUUUUAGUUACUUUAUCAUCUCAAGGUUUAGUUAUAAAUAAUAAUAAUAAUAAUUUGAGUAAAAGUAAUCAUAAUUCAAGUAAUUCAAGUCAUGAAAGUUUUGGAGAAGAUAUAACAACCACAACCCAACAAUCAAAUUAUUUUACAUCUUUUUUUAAAUCUUGUUUUGGUAAUGAAUCAUCAACAAAUAUAAAUUCAAUUAUUCCAAAAUUUAUAUCUUUCAAAAAUAUUCUAUUCAUAGAACCAAUAAAUUAUAAUGAUGAAGAAAUAAAUGAAUUUAAAUUAACUUAUGUUAUACCAAAUAAUGAUGAUAUUUUAAAAAAAGCAAAUAAAUUAUCAAUUCAAAUAAUAAAUAUUCAAAUUCAAAAUUUAAAUAGUAUAAACACAAAUGGUAAAUCUAUUCAACAAUAUAUAAUGAAUAAAUCAUAUCCUUCAAAAAUUUUACAACAACCUUCUAUUUUGGUUGUUAUAAAUCCUCAUGGUGGUCAAGGAAAAGCUAUUCAAAUAUAUAAUGAAAAAAUAAAACCAAUAUUGAAAGCAGCACAUUGUAAAAUUACAUUUAUUGAAACUAAAUAUUCAAAACAUGCAAUAGAUCUUGCAAAAAAUUUAAAUAUUGAAGAAUAUGAUAUAGUGUUGUGUUGUUCAGGAGAUGGAAUACCUCAUGAAAUAAUAAAUGGAUUUUAUCAAAGACCCCACAGAGGAAUUGAUGCAUUUAAUAAAAUUAUAAUAACUCAAUUACCUUGUGGAUCAGGUAAUGCUUUCAGUUUAUCUACAUUAGGAGGAUCAAAAUCAACUGAAAUUUCAACUUGGUUAAUGCUUAAAUCAAUACCUAAAAAAUUAGAUUUAAUGUGUAUAACUCAAAACGUAAAUAAUGAACUCACAACAAGUCUUAGUUUUUUAUCUCAAUGUUUUGGUAUUAUAGCUGAUGCAGAUUGUGGAACUGAACACUUAAGAUGGUUAGGAUCCAUGAGAUUUGAAAUUGGAAUUGUACAAAGAUUAUUUAAUAAUUCAAAAUAUCCUUGUGAUUUAUAUGUUGAAUUUGUCACACAAGAUCAAAAUGAAAUUAAAAAACAUGUUAAAGAUUAUACAAAUAAAGAAGAUACUAAUGAAAACAAAGAAUUAGAUGUUGAAGAUUUAACUCUUUCAAAUACAAUAAAUGAUGAGAUUCCAUCAAAUUGGAUAAAAUUACCUUCAUCAUUAACAAAUAAUUUGAAUAUUUUAUAUGUUGGUAAAAUGCCUUAUGUAUCAACAGAUGCUCAAUUUUUCCCCGCAGCAUUACCAAAUGAUGGAAAUAUGGAUAUGAUAAUAACUUCUUCAAAUACUUCAAUAAUUGAUUUAUCAUCAAUUUUAUUAAGUGUUGAAAAGGGAACACAUAUAAAUAUGGAUAGUUCAAAAAUUUUACAUUCUAAAAUUAAAGGAUAUAGAUUAAUUCCAAAAUUAAAUGAUGAAAAUGGUAAACAUUUUAUAUCAAUUGAUGGUGAACUGUUCCCUUUUAAACUGUUUCAAGUUGAAAUAAUUAAUGGAAUAAUGACUACUUUAUUAUAUGAUGGAAAAUUUACAGAAUCAAAUUUAACAAAAGAUAAAUAG
Lodderomyces pseudojiufengensis is the source of this 1803-nucleotide messenger RNA. RefSeq names its product sphinganine kinase (gene LCB4). NCBI's taxonomy places the organism in Eukaryota, Fungi, Ascomycota, Pichiomycetes, Serinales, Debaryomycetaceae. Gene Ontology annotation, cellular component: cytoplasm; intracellular membrane-bounded organelle; membrane. The record is from RefSeq and is a predicted model, not a curated record. The transcript has a single exon. Gene Ontology annotation, biological process: sphingosine biosynthetic process. Bases 1 to 1803 code for a protein of 600 amino acids.